GCUCUGCCCACUAAGGCGUGGCUUACGGAACGUUCUUUGAAACAAACGCUCGUAUGGUCAUGUUCCAAAAGAUAGAGGUGUUUCACCACACCGGGUGGUAAUAUGUGUUGUGGACGGUUAGGCAGUUUCAUAAUACUGUAGUUGUAGCCGGUGAGUAGACAUCGGCUUUGGACAGCUGAUGAGGGGAAACGCACUUGGUGUAUUCUUUGUUUCAAAUUGAACACCUCAAAGGCAGAUUAAUGUAUUUUCCACGAAAAUAGCCUCCUAUUCCAGUGAAAGCUAUUGAUGUCGGUGAGUCAUUGUGACUGAAGAUGCUUACAGAUAUGAUUGAGGUUGAAGAAUUCGAAAUCAAGGAGGAAGAACCUUGGUAUGACAACCAGGACCUUGAGCAUGACCUCCACCUGGCUGCUGAGCUGGGGAAGACCCUGCUGGACAGGAACAGAGAGCUGGAGCAGGGUCAUCAGCAGAUGUACUCCACCAAUCAGGAACAGAUACAGGAGAUAGAGUACCUGACUAAGCAGAUGGACCUCCUGAGGCAUGUGAAUGACCAGCAUGCUAAGGUCUACGAGCAGCUUGACCAGUCUUCCAGAGAGCUGGAGCAGAGCAACACCCGCCUGGUACAGGACAACAGGGCUGCCCAGCACAAGAUCCAGGGGCUGACUGAGAUGAUUGAAGCUCUACAGACUCAGAUGGAGGAUCUUCAAUGUCAGGUAGAGGAUCUGAAGACCGCCCCUGCCAAUCCCAAUAGGAAACCCUUUACAGAGGCAUGUCGGCCCUACGGGGCGCAGAGUGUGUACUGCCCGAAUGACCUGCAACACACACAGAGAUACUCAAGUUAUAACUCUGGUGACCAAUCUGAUGACCGCUGGUCUCCCUCUGACCUCUCAUGGCUAGAGGAGGAGCAGGAGUCGCUACGGCAAUCGCUCCGCUCUCUACAGACCCAGCUGGCCAAUGAACGUGCUCGGAGGGAGGGGGCGGAGCGAGAUGCAGACCUGCUAGCCAAUGAGAAUGUGGUGCUGGAGCAGCGCUUGGGAAUGAUGGCGGGGUGCCAGGCCAGACUAGCGGAGCUGGAGUGUGAGGCUGAGGAGCUUCGUCAGCUGUGGAGAGCCAACCAUGCCACCAAAGCUUGGAGGUCAAGGGUCAGCCUGACAAUGCUGCCCAAUACCCUCUUCUUCCCCCUGAACCAGGAGAGGGGGAUGGGGGAGGAUGGAGAGAGCGAGGAAGACGUGAUGGACGUCAGCUACCUUUCCAACCCGAAAGGUUGUGAUAUCUUGAAGAGAUGCAACAGCGAGAAGCAGCUGAGGUCACCACGGGGUGAUGGGUCAGAGGUAGACAAGAGCCAUGAGCGUUCGUGCGUCCGCCAUUCAGAGGUGGUGAAGCAGCGCGGGAUCUCCCUCCUCAACGAGGUUGACGCUCAGUACAGCGCCCUGCAGGUAAAAUAUGAUGCGCUGCUGCGGCUCUGCCACCAGGGGGAGCCGUACCCAAACCAGCAGCACAACCACAAAGAGCUCCAGACACCCAGCGUAGCCCCCUCGGACUGCCCACAAAGCCCAGCCCCAGCCUCCCUUCGCAAGGCUACAGGCAUAGACACAAAGGGCCAGGAGGAUGAACUUCACCAGCCUGAGUACAAGGCUCUGUUCAAGGAGAUAUUUACCUGCAUCCAGAAAUCAAAAGAGGACCUGAGUGAGAGCAGAGGAAAGCCCUGGCAGUUGGCGUAGUAUGGCUUUCGUAGUAAACAUGCAAAAAUGGCUCUGCUUUUGCGCUGCACAUGCAGUUGUUUCUUGUUGGAGGUGAGCUAUUAAGCAAGCACCUUAUAGAUUAUUUGUAAGGCCUGGUAACUGAUGUACUGUCUGUAUCUGGUGGAACUGCAGCUGAAUCGAUUACCAACUCUAAGUUCUCAUCUCUAUCUAUGGAUGCUGGAGCAGCCAGAGAAAGGCAACAAACAUCAGCUGAUAUACCAGCUCUUUUGCAUGGAACAAACAGUGCCUAACAUUCAGUCUACAUCAUUCUGCCUCAAUCAACCUGCCCUACCUGAGCCAUGUUGCCCUUAGAUUAGCGUCUAGGGGCAAUGUUCUUCUACUCUCAGGAACCUCUGGGAACUUUCUGUGGACUAGUGCUUUUCCAUGGUACCUCUAUGCACUGUUCAAUCAAAAGCUACAUAUCCUUUUAAAGUGACAAUGUCUGAGGCUCAUGGUCAAAACGGUAACUUUAUCAUCGUUGUGCUUCAAACGCCACUGUUUCUUACUCUUGGUGAUAAGUGAAGACAAAUUAUGUGAAUUUACAUCUCAGAUUUGUACUGUAUGUCUUCAAAAAAGUUAGCAUGAUCCUAAAAUGUAAACUCAAGUAUUUGGGUAUGAAGACUGAGUUGUAUGUACAUGAUUGAUGUAGUAGUUAGCAAUAUCAUCUAAUGAGGCUAUACCAGAACUCGGAUAUGUGCUAUGAUAUUACUGUGCUUUCCAAAUACAACGUUGACAUUUCAUGAACAAA
This is a messenger RNA of Oncorhynchus gorbuscha (pink salmon), 2487 nucleotides long. Its product is annotated as cerebellar degeneration-related protein 2-like. NCBI's taxonomy places the organism in Eukaryota, Metazoa, Chordata, Actinopteri, Salmoniformes, Salmonidae. The transcript is spliced from 6 exons. The coding region runs from base 312 to 1718 and encodes 468 amino acids. The record is from RefSeq and is a predicted model, not a curated record.